AUGGCCUUUCCUCCGCCAGCGCAUCCUGGACCUGCCGAGGAUCAGCUACUAGUGUUGCAGGGCGACCAUAGGUCCUCCCAUAUUUGGGAGGGACAACUAUCGAUGCAGGCUCUCCGCCCCAGGAGGCCUGAUGAUUUGUGCGAGUUUAUUGCGGGGCAUCAUUUCCAUGAGCGCGUAGUAGAGAGCCUCCAGACUACGGGAUUAUAUACCAUUUUUGAGCUUGGACGGAUGCAGCUUGAUUGGUCGCUCAUCACGGCCUUGGUAGAGCGGUGGCAUAUGGAGACGCAUACAUUUCACUUGCCCACUGGAGAGGCCACUAUCACGCUGCAGGAUGUCCAGGUUUUAUACGGACUGCGUGUAGAGGGACGCGCCUUCGCACUGCCCCACCACUGGAGAGGGAUGACACGUGCACAGUUGGCGGAUAUGAUGGGGCAGUUGACUGGUUCUAGACCUCAGGGUGACCGGGGUGGCAGUCGCGUUGCUUUGUCAUUCAUUAGAGAUCAGAUGGCGGAUUUGCACCCAGAUAUUACCCACAAGACAGAGCAUCUUUGGAUUCAGAGGUACACUCGGUUGGCGUUGCUCCUGCUUUUCGGGUGUGUCUUGUUCUCGGACACUUCGGGGAGUACAGUGAGUAUGCGCUUUCUCCAUUGUCUUGAGCAGCUGGAUGAGCUACCCCAGUACAGUUGGGGUGCUACUGUUCUGGCAUAUCUGUAUAGGAGCAUGUGCCGGGCGAGCAUAGGUCCAGCGGUUGAUAUAUGUGGUUUUCUGCCCCUCCUACAGUUCAUCUGGACGCCAUACAACAUCGAGUUGCUUGGUCAGCUACCCGCUUGUUGCUCAGUCGACCGGCUGAUUUGGAGCACCUCCGUCCCGAUGAUCUUCUGGGAUCACGUUGAGUAUCAUGCCACGGAGCGUGUGCUUCGACAGUUUGGCCUUCCUCAGCCUAUACCGAGGGAGCCUGGAUGGGAGGCUACACACUAUCAAUGGGACGACCGUGCCAGCAUGGACCGGUAG
This is a messenger RNA of Nicotiana attenuata, 1011 nucleotides long. Its product is annotated as serine/threonine-protein phosphatase 7 long form homolog. The record is from RefSeq and is a predicted model, not a curated record. Gene Ontology annotation, biological process: meristem maintenance; meristem development. The transcript is spliced from 2 exons. The coding region runs from base 1 to 1011 and encodes 336 amino acids. NCBI's taxonomy places the organism in Eukaryota, Viridiplantae, Streptophyta, Magnoliopsida, Solanales, Solanaceae.